Rhododendron vialii is the source of this 1001-nucleotide messenger RNA. RefSeq names its product protein RALF-like 33. The transcript has a single exon. The coding region runs from base 143 to 496 and encodes 117 amino acids. Lineage: Eukaryota; Viridiplantae; Streptophyta; Magnoliopsida; Ericales; Ericaceae. The record is from RefSeq and is a predicted model, not a curated record.
AGAAACAAACUCUCACAGCACAGCACAGCCCGAGAGAGAGAUAGAGAGAGAGGGGGAGAAACCUAGAGAGAGAAAAUUAGCACAAAGAGCUUACCUUCUUGUUCAGGUAUCCACACGGAGCCAGAGAGGAAAAACAAGAGCAAUGGCCAAGGCUUUCAUCCUCUGCUUCAUCACAACCCUGAUAUUCUCCUCUCUAUCAAACGCCGUCGUCGCGGGCGGGGACCUCGACCAGCAACUGGUUGGGUGGGGGGUCGCUAGAUCCGGCUGCCGCGGGACCAUCGCCGAGUGCCUCGCCGACGGCGACGGGGAGUUCGAUCUCGACUCCGAAGUCAGCCGGCGCAUUCUAGCAACCAACAAGUACAUCAGCUACGGUGCGCUCUCGAGGAACAACGUCCCCUGCUCCCGGCGCGGCGCCUCGUACUACAACUGCCGGGCCGGUGCACAGGCCAAUCCGUACUCCCGUGGGUGCAGUGCCAUUACCCGCUGCAGGAGUUAGUUUUCUUUCCUCUCUGAUUAAGUAUUCCGUCCGUCCCAAUUUGUUUGCUCGUUAAGGAAAUUUUCCAUUUUUUAGUGACAAAGUUUUCGGGUUGAAAAGUAUUUAGAUUUCCACAAAUACCCUUCUGCUUGGUUUUGUGUUAAACUUAGUGUUUCCUUCACCUCAAAACUAAAGGGGCAAAAUCAGAACUUUGAUCUUUUGUGGUUGCUAAUUUUGGAAAAUUGUUCACAAUUUGGGAUGGCUCAAAAAGUAAAUAUGAGCAAACAAAGAGGGACGGGGGAGUAUUUUUUUUUAAAUUUUUUUUUCUAUGUUCUAUUUUUUCUUUUGAGAUGGGAUUGUUUGUUAUAGAAUGGGAAAAUAGGGAGAAUUUGGUGAUGUUUUUAUUUUUUUUUAUUUUUAUACUUUUGUUGUCGGUGAUGAAGAUAUUGUUGUUAUAGAUCUCAUAUCUGUGUUGAAUCUGUAAAAGAUCUUUAGUACGUAUACAAUACCUUUGGUUCAUAGCUUA